This is a messenger RNA of Penicillium digitatum Pd1, 387 nucleotides long. NCBI's taxonomy places the organism in Eukaryota, Fungi, Ascomycota, Eurotiomycetes, Eurotiales, Aspergillaceae. The record is from RefSeq and is a predicted model, not a curated record.
AUGAGAUCCGGGCUGACAGAAGAUAACCCCGAAAACAGAAAUCAAAACAAACACAGAUACCGAACCCCACUCCAGAAGCUCCUCAAUCUCCUACCUCCUCCCACCGCAGCGCCCACUAGGACCAAAGUCACCCGGUGUACGCCUGGCAAAGAGGGCGCCGGAGGGGGGGGGGCAGUACGUUAUGAUCCACGUGGACGAGGUAAGCCUGAAUCACAGCCGGAGAAGGCCAAGGCGCGGAUUGAGACAUUUGUGGUAGGGGCCGGUAUUGAGGGUGGGAAGAGAGAGUGUAGUUGGAUUUUGAAGGGGGUAAGCAUAAAUGUCUUUCUGUUGCUGCCGAAUAAGUCUGCUGUGGGGGGGGGGAGAGAGAGACUUCCUCAGGCUUGUUGA